Messenger RNA from Alosa alosa (allis shad), 4470 nucleotides. Its product is annotated as ATP-citrate synthase. The transcript is spliced from 30 exons. Gene Ontology annotation, biological process: fatty acid biosynthetic process; acetyl-CoA biosynthetic process; tricarboxylic acid cycle. The record is from RefSeq and is a predicted model, not a curated record. Gene Ontology annotation, molecular function: ATP citrate synthase activity. Gene Ontology annotation, cellular component: cytosol. The coding region runs from base 216 to 3575 and encodes 1119 amino acids. Lineage: Eukaryota; Metazoa; Chordata; Actinopteri; Clupeiformes; Clupeidae.
CCAGCAGCCAAUGGGAAGGCCCAGAGGUUGGGUAAUGGUAUCGUCAGAUGGUGAGGCGAGUUAGGCAGAGCGACACAGAUUCAGCUUGAGAGAAGUGGACGGGACAGGCGUGGUGAAGUGAAGGCUACAGUCUGAUUGUCUGCAAACUGAAUCUCCCAAGUGGCAACACAUUUUACAUCCAUCUCAUUCGCAAAGACGUGGUUUAAAGGUCUAUCAUGUCUGCCAAAGCGAUCUCGGAGCAGACGGGGAAGGAGUUCCUGUACAAACACAUCUGCACCUCUGCGGCGGUCCAGAACCGCUUCCGCUAUGCACACGUCACCACGGAAACCGAUUGGGACCGCCUCGUGCAAGACCACCCUUGGCUCCUGAGCGAGCGAUUGGUUGUGAAGCCGGACCAGCUGAUCAAGCGUAGAGGGAAGCUCGGCCUGGUGGGCGUCGGCUUGGACCUGCAGGGCGUCCGUGAUUGGCUGAAGCCACGACUGAUGAGGGAAACCACAAUUGGAAAGGCAAAGGGAAUCCUGAAGAACUUCCUCAUUGAGCCGUUCGUGCCUCAUAAGCAGGAUGAGGAGUUCUAUGUGUGCAUCUACGCGGCGCGGGAGGGGGACUGGGUUUUGUUUCAUCAUGAAGGUGGGGUUGAUGUGGGCGACGUGGACGCCAAAGCUCAGAAGCUGCUGGUUGCCGUGGACGACAAGCUCACUGAGGAAAUGGUCACACAACAGCUGCUGUCACAUGUCCCUCAGAGUAGAAAAGAGGUUCUGGCCAACUUCAUUGUGGGACUCUUCAACUUGUAUGAGGAUCUUUACUUCACCUACCUGGAGAUCAAUCCCCUAGUGGUGACACAGGAUGGUGUGUAUGUUUUGGACAUGGCUGCCAAGAUCGAUGUCACCGCUGACUUCAUCUGCAAGGCCAAGUGGGGAGAUGUCGACUUCCCUCCUCCCUUUGGAAGAGAGGCCUACCCAGAGGAGGCCUACAUUGCUGAUUUGGAUGCGAAGAGUGGUGCCAGUCUGAAGCUCACCAUCCUUAACCCCCGAGGACGCAUCUGGACCAUGGUGGCAGGAGGAGGAGCUUCUGUAGUGUACAGUGACACUAUCUGUGACCUGGGAGGCGUGGAUGAGUUGGCCAACUAUGGGGAGUACUCCGGAGCGCCCAGCGAACAGCAGACCUACGACUACGCCAAGACCAUCCUCUCCCUCAUGACCCGAGAGAAGCACAAGGAAGGUAAAGUGCUGAUCAUCGGCGGAAGCAUCGCCAACUUCACAAACGUGGCCGCCACCUUCAAAGGCAUUGUCCGGGCGAUCAGGGACUUCCAGGCGCCACUGAAGGAGCACGAGGUUUCCAUCUUCGUACGGCGAGGAGGCCCCAACUACCAGGAGGGCCUGCGCGUGAUGGGCGAAGUUGGAAAGACGACGGGCAUUCCUAUCCACGUGUUCGGGACGGAGACUCACAUGACGGCCAUAGUUGGCAUGGCACUGGGCCACCGGCCAAUCCCCAAUCAGCCUCCAGCCGACGCCCACACAGCCAACUUCCUGCUCAACUCCAACAGCAGUGCAGCGACUCCAGCUUCCAGUAGGACCGCCUCCUUCUCUGAACCUAAGGCUGCUGCAGAUGUCACUCCUGCAAAGAAACUGAAACCAGGUGUCCCACCAGCUCUCUAUCCCUCCUGCACUCUGAGGACAUUUAGUGCCACAGGCCUCACAGAGCCGAAGGCCUCAGUUGGUUCCAGUGGAGUGAAGGCCACAGCUCUGUUCAGUAGGCAGUCGAAGGCCCUGGUGUGGGGUAUGCAGACCCGUGCAGUGCAGGGCAUGAUGGACUUUGACUAUGUGUGUUCACGCGACGCCCCCUCUGUUGCUGCCAUGGUCUACCCCUUCACGGGGGACCAUAAGCAGAAGUUCUACUGGGGACAUAAGGAGAUUCUGUUGCCGGUCUACAAGAACAUGGCCGACGCGGUGAGGAAGCACCCAGAGGUGGACGUGCUCAUCAGCUUCGCCUCACUUCGCUCCGCAUACGACAGCGCCAUGGAAACCAUGCAGUACCCGCAGAUCCACACUAUCGCCAUCAUAGCUGAGGGGAUUCCUGAGGCUCUGACCCGCCGACUCAUUAAGAAGGCUGAUGAGAAGGGCGUGACCAUCAUUGGCCCAGCAACGGUGGGGGGUAUAAAGCCUGGCUGUUUUAAGAUUGGCAACACGGGCGGGAUGCUUGACAACAUUCUGGCGUCCAAGCUGUACCGUCCAGGAAGUGUGGCGUAUGUGUCUCGCUCAGGAGGGAUGUCCAACGAACUCAACAACAUCAUCUCCCGCACCACAGAUGGAGUCUACGAGGGAGUGGCUAUAGGAGGAGAUAGAUACCCAGGCUCCACCUUCAUGGAUCAUGUGCUGAGAUAUCAGGAUACGCCUGACGUCAAGAUGAUCGUGGUUUUGGGAGAGAUCGGGGGCGCGGAGGAGUAUAAGAUCGGGCAUGGUGUGGCGGAGGGGCGCAUCACUAAACCUGUGGUCUGCUGGUGCAUUGGGACGUGUGCCACCAUGUUCUCCUCUGAGGUUCAGUUUGGCCACGCGGGUGCCUGUGCCAAUCAGGCGUCUGAGACGGCUGUGGCCAAGAAUCAAGCACUACGAGAGGGCGGAGUCUUCGUCCCCAAGAGCUUUGAUGAACUUGGAGACGCCAUACGGUCGGUGUAUGAUGACCUGGUGGCAUCAGGAGUUAUUGUUCCAGCAAAGGAAGUCCCGCCCCCAACUGUUCCAAUGGAUUACUCAUGGGCCAGAGAGCUGGGUCUGAUCCGGAAGCCAGCUUCCUUCAUGACGAGCAUCUGUGACGAGCGCGGCCAGGAACUUAUCUACGCCGGGAUGCCCAUCACCGAGGUCUUCAAAGAGGAAAUGGGACUGGGCGGCGUGCUGGGCCUGCUGUGGUUCCAGAGACGGCUGCCCCGUUACGCGUGCCAGUUCAUAGAGAUGUGCCUGAUGGUGACUGCAGACCACGGCCCAGCGGUGUCUGGGGCGCACAAUACCAUCGUUUGCGCUCGCGCCGGCAAAGACCUCGUGUCCAGCCUCACCUCUGGUCUGCUCACCAUCGGAGACCGUUUUGGUGGGGCACUGGAUGCAGCUGCUAAGCAGUUCAGUGGAGCGUUUGACAGUGGGCUGCUGCCGAUGGAAUUCGUCAACAAGAUGAAGAAAGAAGGCAAACUCAUCAUGGGGAUCGGACACCGCGUCAAAUCGAUUAAUAAUCCAGACAUGCGGGUCCAGAUCCUGAAGGAUUUUGUGAAGCAGCACUUUCCUGCCACUCAGCUACUGGACUACGCCCUGGAAGUGGAAAAGAUCACAACCUCCAAGAAACCCAAUCUGAUUCUGAACGUCGAUGGAUUCAUCGGCGUGGCAUUCGUGGACCUGCUGCGGACCUGUGGGGGAUUCACUAGGGAUGAGGCUGAUGAAUUUGUGGAGAUCGGGGCCCUCAACGGUAUCUUCGUCCUGGGCCGCAGCAUGGGCUUCAUCGGCCACUAUCUGGACCAGAAGCGUCUGAAGCAGGGUCUCUAUCGGCACCCCUGGGACGACAUCUCCUACGUGCUUCCUGAACACAUGACCAUGUAACCAUGGAAACCUUCAUCAAAGAGUCACCUCGUGGGGAACCUCCCCUUCAGCCUGCUCCAGCUUUCUGUGUGUGUGCCCGUGUGUGUGUGUGUGUGUGCCCGUGUGCGUGUGUGUAAGUUAUUAUACAGAGUGAAGCCCAGAUGUGAAGGCUGACUGUUUCAGCCAAUCAGAGAAGGCCCUGAGGCUGUGGGUGAGGCUAGGAGGUGUGGCCUUGUGACCCGCAUGACCUGUGACCUCUGACCUGAAGCUUAGUUUGACGUUAGUGGGCUUGUAUGAUCUUGAAUGUAGUUCAGCACACACACACACGUGUGUGUGUGUGUGUGAGAGAGAGAGAGUUUGUAUCAGAUAACUGUAGCAUAGAUGCCACGCUUUGUGUCCUAACUAGCUAACUGUAGCGAUAGCAUAGACGCCACGCUUUAAUUGUCCUAACUAGCUAACUGUGAAAGCCUCUAACAUGGAGAAACACCAACCUAUCUGUCUUAAGGACUAGUGCAGGGGACCAUGGUGAUGUGGUAGUGUUACCUUAGUUACCUUAGCAACAGUUGGCAUGGUGAUGUGGUAGUGUUACCUUAGCAACAGUUGGCAUGGCACAGCAUGUGGGUCUCAGUGCUUGUACUUGUUUGCACUGCUUGUACGUGUGUGUGUGUGUGUGUAUGUGUGUGCGUGCUGCUUGCUGCUCUGACUAACUGUUCAUGAUAUUUUUGGUGAAAAGGUACCAUUAUAGUUUCUGAAAGAGGCUGUGGCCAUUCUUGCCAGCCAGUUUUAUUUUUUUAAUGUUUGACUAAAAACUAUUUAAAUGGGAAAUAAAUGUGCUUCUGUUGUCCUUUUGAUUUUUAAUAUACUGUUUGAAAAAAACUGUAAUAUUGUAGAUGAAUAAACCAGUCUCUCUAAACCA